This is a messenger RNA of Plutella xylostella (diamondback moth), 1894 nucleotides long. The record is from RefSeq and is a predicted model, not a curated record. Lineage: Eukaryota; Metazoa; Arthropoda; Insecta; Lepidoptera; Plutellidae.
CUAAAGUUAGAGUAGUAUUUGAUGCAUCGGCAAAGGGUUCAAAUGGUUACUCACUGAACGACGCAAUGAUGAUUGGGCCUGCACUGCAACCUGAUCUGCGGAGCCUAAUAACUAAAUGGCGCACGCAUAAAAUCUGCAUUGUCGGUGACAUAACAAAGAUGUAUAGAAUGGUUAAAAUGACUGAAGAACAUACAGACCUGCAACGAAUUGUCUGGAGAGAUGACCCUAGUGAUGAAAUAAAAAACUACAACCUCACAACUGUCACAUUUGGUACGGCUGCAGCUCCAUAUCUAGCUGUACGAACACUAAAUCAAGUAGCUGAUGAUGAAGCCCAUAAAUUUCCAGAAACUGCUCCAUUGAUAAAACACUCAUUCUAUAUGGAUGAUCUCAUGACGGGAGCUGAAGAUGUAGAGAAAGCUAAAAAGAUAUGUACAGAAAUCGGAACAAUACUUAAAAGUGGAGGAUUUGAGAUGCAAAAGUGGUCGAGCAAUUCAGAAGAAGUUUUGAACCAUAUACAAGGAGAAGACACAAUCAGAGUGAUAAAACAAGAUGCGAUUAUAAAGAUACUCGGAUUGACAUGGGACAGGAAAGAUGACAAAUUCAAAGCCACUGUUAAUUUACCAAAACUGAGACAUCCUGUAACAAAGAGAGCAAUUCUUUCAGACGUAGGACGCCUCUUCGAUCCAUUUGGUUGGCUGUCACCAGUCAUAAUAAUAGCAAAGAUGCUGAUACAAAAACUAUGGAAAUGUGAAUUGGAUUGGGAUACUGAAUUACCCAACCAUUUAAUCGAAGAAUGGAAAACAUACAGACAAGAGAUUAUACAUCUGCAGAAUGCAACUGUACCUAGAUGGGUGAAUUCUACACUAGUAAAUAGAGAAAAGGCAGAAAUACACGGGUUUGCAGAUGCAUCCACUCAAGCAUAUGCUGCUGUUACAUACCUGCGAGUAGUGGAAGAAGACGAGAUUCAUGUAACUAUGAUCGCAGCACGGACGAAGGUUGCACCGUUAAAACAAUUGUCGAUUUCCAAGUUAGAGCUUUCUGCAGCAGCACUAUUGACAGAACUUAUAGAAGAUAUAGUGGAGCCAUUGAGUAUACCGAAAGAGAGAGUCUUUGCCUGGACGGACUCAACUGUAGUACUAGCAUGGCUACAGUCAGAUUCACAUAAUUGGCGAACCUUCGUAGCUAACAGAAUAUCAGACAUCACUCGUGUAGUCGACGGUGACCAUUGGCAUCAUGUUCAGUCUGCCGAAAACCCCGCAGAUAUCGCUUCGAGAGGCAUUAAAGCCAGCGAGGUAGCUGCAUGUAAGAUCUGGUGGACUGGGCCUGAUUGGUUAAAGCAAGACACAAUACAAUUUGACAAGGAUGAGAUUCCAACCACAGACUUAGAAUUGAAAGUUUCGUGUCAUACAACUUCAGUGGAAGAAAAACCUAUCUGGGAGAGAUUCUCUUCAAUUUCUAGGAUGAAAAGAGUAUUAGCUUAUUGUAGAAGAAUGUUAAAGAAUACUGAGACAGAACCAAGAAAGAAUUAUAUAGAAGUUUCUGAAAUGGAUACAAUUUUAAGCGAAGGCAUAAAAUAUUAUCAAAACUUGGUUUAUGGAAGAGAAAUAGAAGAGAUAAAAAGGGACGGAAGAGUGAAGAAAAGAAGUUCACUUAUUAGCCUAUCACCCUACUUAGAUGAAAAGGGCAUUCUGAGAGUGGGAGGGCGAUUACAAAAUGCUGAGAUAGCUGAAGAAACAAAACACCCAAUAAUUAUCCCAAGUAGUCAACACAUCACAAAGUUAUUGAUACAAGAAGCACACAUGAAAACUCUUCAUGGCGGCAUUCAAGUACAAUUGAAAGGAAGGAGAAACUAUAAUUUUUAUGCAGUCCAUUGCUAUUUAUAAGCUAUAUUAAG